CCACAUAAGCGCUUGGUGGCUGACAACACCGCCAAGAUACGUGGCCCGUGUAUAUUCCGCUGGUCGUGUUCUUGUUUAUAUUUUUUACUAGAAAAUAUCGUGAAAAAACACUCCAUAAGCCGUACAAGGCUAGGCCAGCACCAUGAACCCACAAUACCUGCCCCCAGGGCCGAACAACAAUGCACCGAACAACCCUCUCGGUUCCGACUACAACGGAGUCCAGAACGCCAACAUGUACAGUCAGAACGGGCCACACAAGCCAUACGACAGCGAUAUGGCCCAGAAAAUGCAGGGCAUGAACUUGAACGGACCUCAGGGCUUCUCCCAACUACCACCCGGACAAUUACCGCCUGGCGCUUUCCCGCCAACAUCCAAUUUUGGUGGACAGCCUGGAUUUCGGCCACCAAGUGCUGGACAGUUUCCGCCGAGACCAAUGCCUGGGCAGCCACCGCAAAGUCAAACUCCUAAUUUAGAGAACAGGCCGUUCCCGCAAGGGCCUAUGCCAGCAAAACCACCUAGUCAGCAAGGUCCUGGGCUGAUGCCAAAUCGUCAACCUCCAGGGCCUAUGGGGCCUCAAGGGCAAUUGCCUCCUGGUGCUCAAUCACAUCCUGGUAUGCCACCAAGCUCGCAACCAGGCCAGAUGCCUCCAGGCCAAGGUCCUCCAAGUCAGUUCGGUCAGAUGCCUGGCCAGGGUCCACCUGGUCAAUUGCCUCCAGGUCAAAUGCCACCUAGUUCCCAGGGUCUUGGUUUACCUCCUACAUCACAGGGCCCGCCCCAUAUGCCUUCUGGUCCUCAACCUGGAGGCCUGCAGAGUCAGCCUGGUCAAAUACCAUCACAAGGACCGCCUGGGCAAAAUUUUCAAGGUCCUGGACAGCCUCCAAGUUCACAAGGACAGUUGCCUCCACAUAGUCAGCCAGGACCUCAAGGUUCGGGCCCUAUGGGUCCUCCUGGACAUAAACCUAUGCAACCACCAAUGCCUGGGCAACCACUAAUGCCUCAACAACCACAAAUGCCAGGACAACCGCCGAUGUCUCAGCAAUCACAAAUGCCAGGGCAACCACCAAUGACUCAGCAACCGCAAAUGGCAGGUCAACCACCAAUGCCACAGCAACCACAAAUGCCAGGACAACCUCCAAUGUCUCAGCAAUCACAAAUGCUAGGACAACCACCUAUGCCUCAACAUCAAAGGCAACCAGGCAUGCCACCUUUUGGAGCCCCUCAGUUUCCUCAAGGGCAACCACCACAACCAGGGUUACCGUCGCAACCUGGGCAACCAUCGAUGCCUGAGCAACCUCAAAUGCCUGGGAAAUCGCCACAAAUGCCCGGGCAACCACCGAUGCCUAGCCAACCACAAAUGCCUGGGCAACCACCAAUGCCCGGCCAACCUCCUAUGCCUGGCCAACAAAUGCGUCAACCAGGAUUGCCGCCUCAACCCGGUGCGCCCCAGCAACCGCCAACGUCGCAAUUUAGCCAGUACUCUGCGUCGUUACCCGGCAUGCCGCACAUGCCACCCCCGCUGCAGCAAAAGGGACCUUAUGGUCAACCCCCAAUGCCUGGUCAACCCCCAAUGCCAGGACAACAAAUGCCUGGACAACCCCCAAUGCCAGGACAACCCCCAAUGCCAGGACAACCUCCAAUGCCCGGACAACCAAUGCAGCCGAUGAUGGGUCAGCAGAUGGGACAACCGCCCAUGCCCAUGCCUGGUCAACCGCCGAUGCCUGGUCAACCGCCGAUGCCUGGGCAACCGCCGAUGCAGCAAGGAUAUCAGCAACCGCAAUCCGGGUACCCGCCGCAGUACCAACCCCCGUUCCCCGCCCAGCAGCCCGGGUACCCCGCCCAGUACGGCCAGCAGCCUCAAAAACGGCUGGACCCUGACCAGAUGCCAAGCCCUAUCCAAGUGAUGGCGGACGACCAGGCGAGCCGCGGGGGGGUGUUCAGCACCAACGAGAAGGGCGCUGUUCCACCGCUGGUCACUACCGACUUCAUCGUCGACGAUAAGGGGAAUGCUAGUCCGCGAUUCAUCAGGAGCUCGAUGUACAACGUGCCGGUGACCGCUGACCUGUUGAAACAAACCGCCAUGCCGUUCUGUCUUGUGAUAUCCCCCAUGGCGGAAACCUUCGAGCAAGAGCGGCCGCCCCCUCUCCUAGACUUUGCAGCCCUGACGGGGAGCCCAACUUUGGGCCCGGUGCGCUGCUCGCGCUGCAAGGCCUACAUGUGCCCUAACAUGAAGUUUAUAGACGCAGGGAGACAUUUUAAGUGCGCGUUCUGCAAGGCUACCACGGAAGUACCCAUGGAGUACACACAGUACAUCAACAGCAUGCAGCAAUACGGACAUCUGCCCGCAGAAAUGGCGCUCGGUGCCUACGAGAUCGUCGCUACGAAGGAGUAUUGUCGAAAUAACACACUGCCAAACCCGCCCGCCAUAGUGUUUUUAAUUGACGUAUCCUACAAUGCUAUCAAGAGCGGCCUCGUUCACACCAUCUGCGAGAACAUACAGGAGAUUAUUGAGGCGAUACCCAAAGACGAGCAAACGGGUAAAAGCUGGACCCGCCUCGGCUUCAUCACCUACAGCUCCACCGUCCACUUCUACAAUAUCAAGGGCUCCCUAGCACAGCCCCAAAUGAUGUCCGUGGGCGAUGUGGCGGACAUGUUCGUACCCUUACUGGAAGGGUUCCUCGUGACGCCAGAGGAAAGCGGGGUGGUGUUACAAGCACUGUUGCAGCAACUGCCCAACAUGUUUGCUGACAACAAGGAGACGGAGACGAUAUUGCUGCCAGCCGUGCAGGCGGGAUACGAAGCGCUAAAAGCGGCGGACACAUCAGGUCAACUGCUGGUGUUCCACACAACUUUGCCCAGUUACAAUGCGCCGGGCAAACUUAUCAACAGGGAGGAUAGGAAACUACUAGGCACGGAUAAAGAGAAGCAGAUUACUUCACCGCAAACGACAGCAUACAACGAGCUAGGCCAGCUCUGUUCUCAAGCCGGCGUCGCGGUAGAACUGUUUAUAUGUAACAACGCGUACGUCGACUGCGCUACUAUUGGACAACUGUCCAGACUAACUGGGGGAGAGCUACACAAGUACACAUACUUCCAGGCGGACUUAGACGGUCCCAGAAUAGUGUCUGACGUGAUCCGUGUGGUGUCCCGUCCGACGGCGCACGACGCAGUAAUGCGCGUGCGCACCUCCACCGGCGUCCGCGCUACUGACUUCUAUGGACACUUCUUUAUGUCUAAUACUACUGAUGUCGAACUGGCUGCCAUUGACGCGGACAAAGCGAUCGGCGUUGAAAUCAAACAUGACGACAAACUAACAGGAGAAGACGGAGUAUAUAUACAGGCUGCUCUACUAUACACACACCGAAGCGGCCAGAGGAGAUUGAGGGUGCUCAACCUGGCGCUAGGAGCGGCGCCGCAGCUCGCAGAUGUAUAUCGGAGCAUGGAGCUUGAUACGACGCUCAACUUCCUUACUAAACAAGCCGUCUGGGCGCUGAGAGAACACACCCCCCGCCAAAUCCGCGAAGGCCUGGCCGCUCGCUGCGCCAAGUCGCUCGCGGCCUACAGAAGACAUUGUGCCUCGCCGUCCAGCGCUGGGCAGCUAGUGCUGCCGGAGAGUAUGAAGCUGCUACCGCUGUAUACUAGCUGUGUUCUACGAUCGGACGCACUAGGAGCAGGCACGGACAUAACCUGCGACGACAAAUCGUGCGCGAUAUACCGCACUCUAACCGCGGACGUGUCGACGUCCGUCGUGUACACGUACCCGCGCCUGCUGCCGCUGCACCGCCUCGCGGAGGAGCCCGCACUCACGCCGCUCAGGGCUUCCAUGGACAAGAUGAACGACCAGGGAGUGUAUCUAUUAGAAAACGGCGUCCACAUGCUAAUCUGGGUCGGCUCGCAAGCCCCGCUCGACUUCGUACGAGACGUCUUCGAUGUGGCUUCCCCUCAACAGAUCGACACUCGAGUAUGCACGUUGCCUGAGCUGGACAAUCCGCUCAGCGUCGCCGUGAGGGGCGUGUUAGAAGAUGCGACCAGAUCAAGAAGAAAGGCCAUGAGGCUAACCGUGAUGCGCCAACACGACAAGCUGGAGACCGUCCUCCGACACUUCCUGGUCGAGGACCGCGGUGGACGGAUCCUCGUCCUACGUGGACUUUCUCUGCCACAUCCACAAGGAGAUCCGCGCGUUGCUAUAGCAUUUGUACUAUUAACGCGCUUGAUAGCGCGUACGCACGCGGCGGGUAAAGGUCCUUAUGGUGCGCUUUCGAUUUCAAUCUACAAUUGUCACCUUACUAGGUGCAUAUUAAAAUCCAUAUGUAUCAAAGGCCUGCUACUUGACGACAGCGUGUCGUGAUUGGCGCUGAAGGAAUUAAUCAUUGUAACUAUUACUAAAUACACGAUAUUUACCAUGUAUAUUACUUUUUCCGUGUAAAAAUUAUAUUUUUAACAUAUUUGAAACUAAAAAAAUGCAUGGUAUAAAUCUAGGUCUUAAUAGUAGUUAUGAAAAUGGCCGUGUUAGCUUGAAAUCGUAUAUUGCAUUGUCAGGACAAGACUGGCUAGGUCGCAUUUUAAAAAGGCCUGGAAACAUGCCAAUUUGUGAUUUUAAAGCCGAGUUAAUAAUAUGCGCACCAUGAGCAUCACGACAACGUUUCGUGAGUGGCAAUUUUGUCGUUUCGUAUACGUUAGGCAUAGACAAAACAUCCUCCAGACUGAGCAUAGUCGCGCUACCCCCGCUGCCACGCAUACGGUAAUUUUACUCCAUGUUCGAGUCGAAAGUGUAUUUGUGUGACGUCCGUGAACUCGUUCGUCGUUUGAACGGACCAAUCACGGCACGGGACUUGGCUCAGCUCGUCCCGCGCACCCCCGCAUUUUUGACAGCAUCGGUUGCAUGACAUAAUUGCUCUAAACUCCGUCUAGAGGAUUCCUAGUCUAUGACGUUAGGUGCCGACAAACCCGAAAGAACUUUGUUAAAACAAUAAUAGCAAUUGUCAUAGUUGAAAUCCAAAGCCGAAGUAACAUCAACAUUAUUACCGUCCCUGACAGUCUAAAUGGUUAGGGUUUAUCGCGCGAUUGACAUUGUAAAUCCGAAUAAGACUUGGUUAUUUGUUAUACAGGGUGUUUGGUACAUCGUUUGCCAAAUUAAAACGGCAGAUAGGUUGAGUCAUAUGCUAUGUUCGCAUGCCUAGAAAAACAAAAUAGGCCAUGUUUUUUUCAUACCUAAAUAAAUAAAUUUUUUUUUACUACUACGCAAGUGAAAAUUUGAAAUCUACGAAAAACUGGCAUAGAAGUGAAAAAAAAAUGUGCGCCAAAUUAAAAAUUUCUAGGCAUGAGAAGAUAGCAAAUGACUCAACCUAUCUGCCGUUUUAAUUUGGCAAACGAUGUACCAAACACCCUGUAUUUUGAAAUAUUUGUACAUUGAAUGAAUGGGAAGUUAUCUGAAGUGAAAAUAUUCGUUCAUUCACGAUAAACAUACACGACAGUAUGCGUCAUCAUUAAUAACGAUUUAACAAGUAACUUAAGUUAUUUUCAAUUUUCUAUUCUGUGAGUGUAUUUGAGUGUCACACAUGUAAGGGUAUUUAGAGUUGGACCAAGCUAACUUUGCAGCGAUCUAGCACAAGAUUGGCGCGACAGUGUCUCGCCGCGAGAUAGACUACCCGGCCCUCUUUAAUUAAUACAGUUAGAAAAAGACGGUGUAGCUCUCGCGGCGAGACAAAUGUUUGGCAAAUGUAGUGACGUCACGGUAAAUUCACCUACUUUUUAUAUUUCAAUCCGAUUUAUUAUACAAAUUGUGUUUAAAAAUAACUGCUAUGUUUUUCUAAUAAUUAUCGGGUGCUUUAUUUCGUGCACGGUUUGAAAUAAUUUAUUUUUCACCACACCAGCUCGGAAAGAAUUACUUUGCACUUCAAAAACGAAUAGCAAAGUUGCAUUUUAUCCACAUGUGAGGCAAAGUAAUCAAAUGCAAAUUUUGAGUUGUUUUCUUAUGUUUGCUGGUAGAAUUGACUUUUAAAUGAUGAUUUUGGAUGAUAAAUAUUUAAUAACAUUCAUUUGGAUUUGAUUUGGUUUGAUUUUGUUUGAUAUUACAUUUAAUAUUUGCUUCGGGUUGGUGUGGUGAAAAAUUUUGUGUUUCACUCGGGGGCAAAUUUUGUUUAACCCUCGUGCUUUGAAACCCUCACAACGCUCAAGAUUCCAUUUUUCGAACCAAUUUGGAUUCAAUUUUGGAAUCUUUCGCUUGCUCGGGUAUCAAUAUUAGCACGAGCGGUUAAACAACAACUUUGCCCCCUUGUAAAACAAAUAACUAUUAAGUACAGGAAACAUCCCUAUAUCCCAUAUCAUCCCACAAGCAUCAAGACUAUAAAAUACUUAUUCUGUGGUAUUGUAACAUACUUUUUAUCGAUGGUUGCAGAGUUAGCUUGGCCUAACUUUAUAUGUUUACUCAGUUUUGGACGCCAGUGACCGAUAUAUCCGCACCGCAGGUUCAACGCCAAAGACCGAUUAAUCGGUCACAGACCACAGAGCAACAUAGACCUACGUGCAUAUGCAUAAAGUUCAAUUUCAGUUUUGACAUUUCGGUGACGUGGCGUCCGAGUGACAGCUUUUGUGUUUGACACGGCGUCGUAAAGGUUAAAUCGUGAACUUGAUUUUCGUUAAAUCUUAAAAUACCGCUAAUUUGAACCAAGUUAUUUGAAUUCUAAAAUAACGGCCGGUAAAUACGAAUAACUAGUUAUUUGUCAAAAAAAAUGUGACGUUCCACGGCAAAAGGUACCUUAUGGCGGCUGGCGCUUACGUCGCAUAGCGCCGCAAUAAUAUUGGAGCGGCGUUAAUAAUAGCGUAAGCGCCAACCGCCAUAAGGUGCCUUUACCCGUGGGACGUCACAAAUGUAUUCAUGUAACCACCCGUUACUCCAUCAUAGCUAGGAUUAUGUAUAAUAUUCCAUCAUCCAUGUCUAUUUUAUGUUAUAAAUUUUUGUUAAAAUUAUAGAAAUUAUAAUCGUUUACGAGCACAACCGUGUAAAUAAAUUAUUGGCAUUAAUUGUUAUUGUUUUGAUUUAUUAUAACAGAGCGGCCAAGGUGCUCAAUAAUAUCUGAACAUGCACCGUCUUGUUAAUAAAGGCUAGUUAGGUUCGGAUAUUUGGUAACACCUUAGCCGCUCUUUGUGUUAUUCGCCUGUAUGUUAAUAUAGGGAAGGCAAACACGUGGUAAUAUUAAAAGAUAUUUAAUACUAUUGUAGGAUAUUGUAAUUAUGUAUUAAAAAUCCAUUUACAGCCUUCCCUGUGCUCAAUGCCAAUGACGACACGUAUGCGUCAAUGCGGCUGUUUUGAGUUAACCAGGAGUUAACAGAUUAGAUUCGAUUCGUAGUGACAUGGCAAUUCUUCCACUUGUAAUAUAAUGCUAGAUCGUAAACAUAGUUCUGUUUAGUCAGCAAAAAUAGAAAGUAAGUUGUUUUCUAUAGAUUGACGAUUCACAUAAAAUAUAAAAACAAGUUACUUUACUAUUUUUUGUUAUAGUUUAGCGUGAAAUUAAAUUUGUUUAUUAUUUCUAUGUAUUAUUGAAAUUAUAUUCAAUUACUUAAGAUUAAAUAGGUAUUCAAUAAACAAUUUUUAUAUUA
Cydia fagiglandana is the source of this 7596-nucleotide messenger RNA. RefSeq names its product protein transport protein Sec24C-like (gene Sec24CD). The record is from RefSeq and is a predicted model, not a curated record. Gene Ontology annotation, cellular component: COPII vesicle coat; endoplasmic reticulum exit site. Lineage: Eukaryota; Metazoa; Arthropoda; Insecta; Lepidoptera; Tortricidae. Gene Ontology annotation, biological process: COPII-coated vesicle cargo loading; intracellular protein transport; endoplasmic reticulum to Golgi vesicle-mediated transport. Gene Ontology annotation, molecular function: zinc ion binding; SNARE binding.